Messenger RNA from Saccharomyces mikatae IFO 1815, 1026 nucleotides. RefSeq names its product active spliceosome conformation promoter CWC2 (gene CWC2). The record is from RefSeq and is a predicted model, not a curated record. Gene Ontology annotation, molecular function: pre-mRNA binding; U6 snRNA binding; metal ion binding. The transcript has a single exon. The coding region runs from base 1 to 1026 and encodes 341 amino acids. Gene Ontology annotation, cellular component: U2-type catalytic step 2 spliceosome; U2-type catalytic step 1 spliceosome; Prp19 complex. Lineage: Eukaryota; Fungi; Ascomycota; Saccharomycetes; Saccharomycetales; Saccharomycetaceae.
AUGAAAUCUUGGAAGGAUAGAUCCGCAAAAGUGCAAGUGAAGGAGUCAGAAUUGCCUUCGUCUAUACCGGCGCAAACUGGACUGACAUUCAACAUAUGGUAUAGCAAAUGGUCGCAGGGGUUUGCGGGGAAUACACGGUUUGUUAGUCCUUUUGCUUUACAGCCGCAACCUCAUUCCGGAAGGACCAGGGGUGACAAUGAUGAUCAAUUAUUCUUUUGUCUAUUUUUUGCAAAGGGUAUGUGUUGCCUUGGCUCUAAAUGUCAGUAUUUGCACCAUAUACCAAACGAAGAUGAUGUAGACAAACUAGCCCUAAGAACAGAAGUAUUGGACUGUUUUGGUAGGGAGAAAUUUGCUGAUUAUAGAGAGGAUAUGGGCGGGGUCGGUUCGUUUAGGAGGAAGAACAGGACAUUGUAUAUUGGUGGAAUUGACGGGGCAUUGAACGGCAAGCAUUUGAAGUCUACUCAGAUAGAAAGUAGGAUUCGAUUUGUGUUUUCUCGACUGGGUGCCAUAGAUAGAAUACGAUACGUUGAGGACAAAAAUUGUGCAUUUGUAAAGUUUAAAUAUCAGGCCAACGCGGAAUUCGGUAAAGAAGCUAUGAGCAAUCAAACAUUGCUGCUGCCUAGCGAUAAAGAAUGGGAAGAUCGCAGAGAGGGUACAGGGUUAUUGGUGAAGUGGGCUAAUGAAGACCCUGACCCAGCUGCGCAGAAAAGGCUACAAGAAGAACAAAAAUUAGAGUCCCUAAACAUGAUGGUACGUCUAAUCAAUAAUAAUACCAUCACCAGUGCUGGCGCUGGGGUUGAUAAUAACACUAAAAAAAUACCAGACAGGAAGGAAACUCCAGAAGUUAGUAUUAAUAGUACUAAAAAAAGGCUGCUACCGAUCGAUAAUGGAUUGCAAAGUGAUAUUUUUAUAGAGAAUUUGAAGAAAUUGAAAAAGAAUGAAAAUAUAGAACAUAAUCCUUCAAAUUCAUUUUCCAGAAAAGUGGGUGGCCCUUUGGUAGAUUAUCCUUCCUCCGAUGAGGAAUAG